Messenger RNA from Labeo rohita (rohu), 3393 nucleotides. Its product is annotated as patched domain-containing protein 3. The coding region runs from base 58 to 2685 and encodes 875 amino acids. NCBI's taxonomy places the organism in Eukaryota, Metazoa, Chordata, Actinopteri, Cypriniformes, Cyprinidae. Gene Ontology annotation, cellular component: membrane. The record is from RefSeq and is a predicted model, not a curated record. The transcript has 4 exons.
UGGAGCUUUGCAGAAGAGCAAGAGAUUCACCACAAACUGCAGAAGAGUAUCUGGAGGAUGGCAAAGUGUAAAACGGACUGCAUUGAAAGACCUUUGUCUCUGAUCUUCGAAAAGCUCGGCCGUGUUGUUGGUAGACAUCCAUGUGUGUUUAUUUUAUUAGUUUUAUAUGUGGCUGCUGCCCUUGGAGCCGGUUUCAUCUUUCUUCAGGAGAGGGAGGCACAUGAUAUUGAAGACCAGUUUACACCUGUCAAUGGACCUGCCAAGUUGGAGAGAGCGAUUGUGGUGGAAAAUUUCCCACAGUCUGAAGAGUUUUCUCAGUUACGACUUGUAUCUGAUGGCACUUAUGCCUCUUUGAUCAUCACAGGCUUGAAUGAAGAAAAUAUAUUAACUGAAGCAGCUUUUAAUGAUAUUAUAGAAUUAGACAGACAAGUGAAAAAUAUAAAGACUGGAAACACUUUUGAAAACCUCUGUGCCAAAACGAACGGAAAGUGCAUGUCAAAUGCAAUUUUAGACAUUAUAAAGUACAACGCUAAUGAAAUUGUUUCUUCAGAUAUAACAUAUCCAAUACAUAAUGGCGUGUUUUUGGGAACAACCAUCGGUGGUGUAGAACUAAAUGCAGUUAGCUCAGUGCUAACCAGUGCCAAAGCAGUCAGACUUUUUUAUUUCCUAGACGAGAAGAAGACAAAGGAAAACUCUUACUGGCUUGAUGGCUUUCUAAAACUCUUCUCAAACUAUACAGACCAGAAGACGGUUUCUGUGUCUUACUUUACAUCAGUAUCAAGACAGAAUGAGUUUGAGAGCAGUUCAGACUCUGUGAUUCCUCUCUUCUCUGUUACAUAUUUCCUGGCCAUUAACAUUUCAGUUCUGUCUUGUUUGAGGUUAGACUGUGUCAGGACGAAGGUGUGGGUGGCCAUGUUUGGUGUUGUCUCCGCUGGUAUGGCCGUGUUGGCCAGCUUUGGACUGCUGCUGUUCUGUGGGAUGCCGUUUGCCAUGACUGUAGCCUCAGCCCCCUUUCUGAUUCUCGGUGUUGGUGUUGAUGACAUGUUCAUAAUGAUUUCCUGCUGGCAGAAGACUGAAGUUGAUAAAGAAGUUGAGUUUCGCUUAGCAGAAACAUUUAAAGAGGCCGGCGUGUCCAUCACUAUCACCACACUGACAGAUGUACUGGCUUUCUACAUUGGCCUCUUGACGCCAUUUAGAUCAGUUCAGUCAUUCUGCAUGUACACCAGCACAGCUCUUCUAUUCUGCUACAUCUUCAACAUCACCUUCUUUGGUGCGUGUCUCGCACUCAAUGGACGGAGAGAGAAAGCCAACAGACACUGGCUGACCUGCAUGACAGUCCCAGAAGCUAGUGGUAAUGGUAAAUCUUGCUGUGUUGGUGGGUCUUAUGAUAAAAACACGCGUAAAGAAUACAAAAUGCCAAUUGAUUCGUUCUUUAAAAACUAUUACGGCCCUUUUCUGACAAGAGUGUGGGUUAAGAUGCUUGUGUGUAUGAUCUAUGCCGGGUAUUUGGCAGUCAGUAUCUAUGGAUGCUUCCAAAUACAGGAAGGACUAGAUUUGAAACAUCUAGCAGCAGAUGGUUCAUAUGUUGCUGAUUACUAUGACAACGAGGAUGCAUUUUUCUCUGCUUUUGGUCCUAAUGUCAUGUUAGUCAUAAAGGAUGAAGACUUUCAGUACUGGAAUCCAGCCGCUCGUGAAAGUCUUGAUUUGUGUUUGAAAAACUUUCAAAAUCUGACAAUGGCAGAUUCAGACAUUUCACCUUUUUCUUGGCUGCAUGAAUAUGUUCAAUUUGGGCUGAAUGCUAGUAUAACUGUAGACAACGAAACACAAUUUAAAGAACAUUUAACUGUAUUUCUCACUCAGUCUGAGUUUAGUCAAGAUGUUAAUUUUACUAACAAUCAAAUCUAUGCAUCACGCAUGUUCAUUCAGACUGUGGACAUCCGCACAGCAAUUGAUGAGAAGAACAUGUUGAAUGCAUUUAGAGAAACCACUCUCAAAUGCGGUAAGCUGCAGACACCUGUUGAUCUAAUAGUGUACCACCCUGCAUUCAUCUAUUUCGACCAAUAUGCCGUCAUUAUCAGUAAUACGAUCCAAAAUAUAGUAGUUGCUACAGGUGUGAUGUUAGUGAUUUCACUCCUGCUGAUCCCAAACCCUCUCUGCUCUCUCUGGGUGACAUUUGCCAUUGCAUCUGUCAUUGUGGGAGUAGCCGGUUUCAUGGCAUUAUGGGAUGUUAGUUUAGAUUCUGUGUCUAUGAUUAACCUUGUUAUCUGCAUUGGGUUUUCUGUAGACUUCUCCGCUCACAUAUCCUAUGCUUUUGUGUCAAGUAAAAAAUCCUCCGCAAAUGAAAAAGCUGCAGAUGCCGUCAAUAAACUGGGCUAUCCGAUCAUUCAGGGUGCAGUGUCUACUAUUGCAGGUGUGGUGGUGCUCGCGGCUGCUAAAAGCUACAUUUUCAGGACCUUUUUCAAAAUCAUGUUUUUAGUCAUUCUUUUUGGGGCAGUCCAUGGCAUUGUAUUCAUACCUGUGUUUCUGACUUUCCUUGGCACUUGUAGCAUCAGUCCUGUAAAAAAUAAACAAAACCUCCCAGAGCACAGUGACACAAAUACAGCAAAAAAACAGCAAGUAAACACAGUCACAAGUCAGAAAAUGCAACAGGUGAAUGGAUCAUGUCCUGAUCCUGAUUGUUACUGAGCUUACUUUUCUGGAAAAAAUCACCUGGUUGGAUAAGCUUUUUUCUUUUUGUAUGAGCUUAGCAUUACAUGGCACUUUGAUUUGACCAUGCAAGAUCAUCUUGAAAUAGCUUAAUUCUGUUAUGUUCUUAUGCAUACCCUGCAUCUUACAUGUUUUUGUGUAUUUAUAUUUUAAUUAUGUUUAUUUUCUUUAUUCUUUUUAUCAUUUUCAUCAGUAUGAUUUUCAAUGCAGUUAUAUGUAAACCUAUUCAUUAACACUUUUAACCCAAACACAAAUUUGCAUUUGUAAUCCAGUUACAUUCAAGUACAUUGACUACAACAUCACUGAACAUUGGGAAUUUUAUGUUUGACAUUAAAAGAAUCUCAGAAUCUCAGUUGUCAUUGACGUUAAUUAGUGAGUAAUUUAUCACAGCAUAUGCAUAAACAGGGCUGCCAACUUGCGCAACUGACACAUUUCUCACCCUCUCACGCCACACAUCCAUUUUCUCACACAGUCAAAAGUAUCUUCAGUUAAAACUGUAAUAAAAAGAUAUUGGGGAAACAGAUUUGAUAAAGGCUUCAGUGCGAUUUGUAUUUGCGCUCUGGAAAUCACCAAAAGAUUCUAUUUACAACAUGUUUUUGUAGCGCUGAGCAAUGUAGCCAAUCACAGACAUAUCUGUUGAUUUCUUGAACACCUGUGAUUGGCCAUUGCGUUUGUAACGGGGUUAAA